This is a messenger RNA of Halichondria panicea, 1986 nucleotides long. RefSeq names its product IgGFc-binding protein-like. The record is from RefSeq and is a predicted model, not a curated record. The transcript is spliced from 5 exons. Lineage: Eukaryota; Metazoa; Porifera; Demospongiae; Suberitida; Halichondriidae. Bases 1 to 1986 code for a protein of 661 amino acids.
AUGACCGCAUCAAGUGCUGGCAACAAAUUUGUGGUCGGUUUCCCAAGAAAUUUUGAUGGUGAAGCGGAACAGUUGUUCUUAUUCAUCACAAAUCCAGAGUCAAGUGCUGUUAGCUUCACAGUCACUCCAAUUGAUUUUGGCGGUAGCGUUUCAACAUCUUCGAAUUCUACUGUAAACAUCCCAUCCAGUUUUGAAGUUGUAUCUAUUAAUGAAAGGGACAAGGGGAUCCUUGUUGAAGCUAACGGAAACAUCAGUGUGUAUGGGCUAUCUUUUGAUCCAGGUUCUACUGAUGCCUAUUUAGCAUUACCCUGUACUGUAAUGGCAGUGGAUGAAUACGAAUAUUAUGGAAUCUCCUAUGGAACCUUUUGUAGUGUUAUUUUGAUGGUGGCUUGUGAAAAUGAAACUCUCGUCAAAUUCAAUUCCACAACAAUAACACUCAAUAGUAUGGAAACGUAUCAGAUUGAAAGUGAUAAUGAUCUCACAGGAACAAGAAUUACAAGCUCCAAACCUUUGUCUGUGAUUAGUGGAGAAGAUUGUGCUAAUAUUCCUCAAAGUAUAGGCGGUUGUGACCACCUAGUUGAACAAGUGCCUCCGACUGUGACAUGGGGCUCAAAAUUCCUCGUGGCAUCUCUCGAGGGUAGAUCUUCUGGUGAACGUAUUCGUGUUCUUAGUGCCCGAGCAGCAAGUGUAGCUGUGAACUGCAACACUAACGUAUCAGUCAGUGAAUUCCAGUUACAAAGUGGAGGAAGCUUCACAGAAUUUGAAUUAUCUAUUAACAGUUCCUGUAGCAUUGAAUCCACUUCUCCAGUACUGGUUGCACAGUAUGCGUAUGGUGGUGAGAGUGAUGGCGUGGGAGACCCAUUCAUGAUGAUAAUCCCUCCAAUUGAGCAGUUUACAAAUAAUUACUUAGUCAGAAGUUUCACUAAUUUCACAUUCAACUAUGUCACAAUGUAUGUUGCUUCUGAGUUUUUUCAAAUUGCACAAAUAUUAUUAGACAGUUCCAUUGUUACUGGGUGGCAGAAUGUUGUCUGUUCAAGUGGAGAAAUUUGUGGCCACAUAAGUCGAACAAGUGUGUCCUCUGGAGAUCAUUCUAUCUGCCAUCAAAACAGCUCAGCUGUUCUAGGUGUUUCAGUGUACGGAUUCGAUAUAGACAAUUCUUACGGUUACCCUGGAGGCAUUAGGUUAUCUCCCAUACAAUGCAACUGUGGUCAGAAUUCUAUUUGUUUGAAUAACAUGGGACAGUUUAACUGUAACUGCUUGAAUGGAUUUAGUGCUUCAUUGUCUGGAACUGAUGCAGUCGUCUGUAAUGCCAUAACCUGUCCUCCUUCGUCAACUGUUCUUUUCAAUGGAUCUGUGACAUAUAGUUCCAAUGCUGAUGAAAAUGGCACCUAUCCCUUUGAUACGGUUGCUACCUACAGCUGUUUCACAGGGUUUUCUCUUCUUGUCGGUGACAACAUAAGAACGUGUACUGGAGAUGGCAGUACCACUACUGGUGCUUUUAGUGGAAUUGAUCCAAUUUGUGAACCCAUAACCUGUCUUCUUUUGAUGAGCCCAACCAAUGGCGCUGUGUUUUAUGGUGGAGCUGCUACUGAUGUAAAUGGCAAUUUUGAGUUCAAUGUGACGGCUACCUACAGUUGUGAUACUGGAUUUUCACUGGUUGGUAACAACUCAAGGACUUGCACUGGAGAUGGGAUGAUUGUAAAUGGUGGCUUUAAUGGAACAGCUCCAACUUGUGACCCUAUAAUCUGCCCUGCUGUGGCAGCGCCCAGUAGUGGCAGUAUUGACUUUGGUGGAGCCUCAUCUGAUGGAAACACCAACUUUGCCUUUGAUGUGGUGGCUAAUUACAGUUGUGACAAUGGAUUUUCUCUAGUUGGUAAUAGCUCAAGGACGUGUACUGGAGAUGGCAGUAGCACUACUGGUACUUUUGAUGGAGCAGCUCCAAAUUGUAAACCACAUAGCGGGACCUUCAGUACCAUAUCUGUUUAA